AUGUCGGACUACAUACCUCGAGAAUUGUUGAUCGAUAUCCUCACGAGGCUACCCGCAGAGACUCUCGUCCGAUUCACACUGGUUUGCAAGUCAUGGUACUCUCUCAUUACAAGCCCUAGUUUCAUCUCUCACCACCUCAAUCGAACCAUUUCAAACCCUAACAGUACUCACCUCCUACUUCGCUACUGCACUGAAGAUCCCAUCCAACAAGAACACUACUCGCUACGCUGCGACGAUCCUCUGGUGGCUGCAAUGUACUGUUAUAACCAUAAAAUGUUUUUGUGGAAUCCAUUGAUUAGGAAGUCUGUGUCGAUUCCAUACCCUAAUGUUAGGUUUGGGUCACACGGGCCUUUUAUGCAUUCUUUAGGGUUUGGCUUUGAUUCAAUAUCUAAUGACUUUAAAGUCGUUAGAAUUGUGCAUAUUGGAUUGGAUUGUAACAGAGUUCCACCUGAGGUUGAGCUUUACACUCUAAAAACUGGAAUUUGGAGAAACAUUAGUGAUAAAGCUCUUCCGUAUAUUGUUGUAGAGCGAUCGCGACAGGCUUAUAUCAAUGGGGUUUCACAUUGGGUUGCUCACACUCCAAGGUAUGGUCAUGGUGGGAUUUUUCGAAAUUUGAUUGUGUCAUUCAACAUGAACGAUGAGGUGUUUGGGGAGAUUUCAUUUCCGGAGGGUAUAGCUGGUGAGGACAAAUGGAUGCAAAAGAUGAGCCUUCUUGUGUUUGGUGAAACCCUUUGUCUGAUCCAGCAUUGUAAAUCUUACGGUGAAACCCCCCAUUGUUCGAUAUGGAUGAUGAAACAGUAUGGUGUGGCAGAUUCUUGGGUUAGGCAAAUUAAAAUUGAUCUUUCCGGAGGAUUUUUUAGGAAGCCAAUUGGGAUGAGAAAGAAUGGUGAAGUUCUGGGGAUGAGGGAGGGAUAUUUGGUUUCUUAUGACCCUGAGAGCAAACGAAUUAUAUAUCUUGGUGUCCAAGGUACUAUAGAUAGCGAUUGUUGGUAUUCAUUUGAUGUGGAUACUUACAAGGAGAGCCUAGUCUUGCUUGAUAAAGGGGCAGAUUUUUCUGAUGAGGUUAUAAGCGAUCGGUUCUGUGCGAAGAAAGUGAAGCGGACUGAUAGAACCCAGGAUCUGAAAUAA
This is a messenger RNA of Camellia sinensis, 1128 nucleotides long. The record is from RefSeq and is a predicted model, not a curated record. Lineage: Eukaryota; Viridiplantae; Streptophyta; Magnoliopsida; Ericales; Theaceae.